Molecule: messenger RNA, 495 nt
Organism: Gossypium raimondii (Peruvian cotton)
Lineage: Eukaryota; Viridiplantae; Streptophyta; Magnoliopsida; Malvales; Malvaceae
Product: rust resistance kinase Lr10
Exons: 1
Coding region: 1-495 (164 amino acids)
Biological process (GO): protein phosphorylation
Molecular function (GO): ATP binding; protein kinase activity
Source: RefSeq, a predicted model, not a curated record
AUGACUAAAAAUUUUAAAGAUAAAUUAGGUGAAGGAGGUUAUGGCUCAGUGUUUAAAGGAAAACUUCGUAGUGUGCAUCACGUGGCAAUAAAAUUGUUGGGCAAGUCAAAGGGUAAUGGCCAAGAUUUCAUAAACGAAGUUGCUUCUAUUGGGACAAUUCAUCAUGCUAACGUGGGAAAACUUAUUGGAUUUUGUGUGGAGGGAUCAAAGCAAGCUCAGGUAUAUGACUUCAUGUCUAAUGGAUCUUUAGAUAAAAUCAUAUUUACAGAAGAAAAUAAGAACACUUUGGGCUGGAAAAAAAUGUUUGAUAUUGUGCUUGGGGUGGUUCAAGGAAUUCACUACUUACAUCAAGGACGUGACAUGCAAAUUCUACAUUUUGAUAUCAAGCCACACAAUAUUCUUCUUCAUGAGAAUUUUAAUCCAAAAGUUUCGGAUUUUGGUCUUGCUAAAUUGUAUUCAGUAGAUGAUAGCAUUGUCUCUCUCACUGUGGCAUGA